AUGGCUUCUGGAUUGGUACUAUCACGUCCUGUUACUUUUGUAACUGGCAAUGCCGAAAAGCUUGAUGAAUUGCAAGGAGAGCCUGAAGAUAUCUCCAAAGAGAAGGCUCGUUUGGCUGCUCUUCAGGUUAAUGGACCUGUGUUGGUUGAAGAUACUUGCCUUUGUUUCAAUGCCAUGAAAGGUCUUCCAGGAUGGGCCUUACAUCUAGCUGAACAACGUCUCAACAAUUUGUUGAGGGCAUAUGAUGAUAAAUCAGCUUAUGCCUUAUGUGUAUUUUCCUUUGCGAUUGGCCCAAAUAGGGAACCUAUCACAUUUGCUGGAAAAACUCCGGGGAAGAUUGUUCCUCCAAGAGGACCCACUGAUUUUUUAUGGGAUCCAAUUUUUCAACCUGAUGGCUAUGAGCAAACGUAUGCAGAGAUACCCAAGGAGGAGAAGAAUAAAAUUUCCCACCGUUUCAAAUCUCUUGAAUUAGUGAAGCUGGAUGUGCAUUUCAGAUCAAUAAUGUCUGGCAGAGCUUUUGUUGCCAUUGAGGUUAGACUAUAG
Arachis stenosperma is the source of this 543-nucleotide messenger RNA. RefSeq names its product inosine triphosphate pyrophosphatase-like. The record is from RefSeq and is a predicted model, not a curated record. Gene Ontology annotation, cellular component: cytoplasm. Gene Ontology annotation, biological process: nucleoside triphosphate catabolic process. The transcript has 8 exons. Gene Ontology annotation, molecular function: nucleoside triphosphate diphosphatase activity. NCBI's taxonomy places the organism in Eukaryota, Viridiplantae, Streptophyta, Magnoliopsida, Fabales, Fabaceae. Bases 1 to 543 code for a protein of 180 amino acids.